Tachysurus fulvidraco (yellow catfish) is the source of this 5317-nucleotide messenger RNA. Its product is annotated as anoctamin-1. The transcript is spliced from 26 exons. Gene Ontology annotation, cellular component: plasma membrane. Gene Ontology annotation, molecular function: protein dimerization activity; chloride channel activity. Gene Ontology annotation, biological process: chloride transmembrane transport. Lineage: Eukaryota; Metazoa; Chordata; Actinopteri; Siluriformes; Bagridae. The record is from RefSeq and is a predicted model, not a curated record. The coding region runs from base 140 to 2944 and encodes 934 amino acids.
CCCCUUUCCCCACGUCGUUGUCGCGCGCAUCAUUGCCGGGAUAAAGGAGGAGCGCGCGCGCGGCAGACGGACUGAUUUCUCACCUGUGGAUCGCGCGCGUGCUGGAUGCUUCUUGCGCAGGUGAUGUGUUCAGGCUGUCAUGAUGAAGACAGAACGAUACUCUACUGUCCCCAGCAAAGAUGCACAUGUGGACAUCAUUAGCAUCAAAGGCACUGAAGACAUUGGCUACAUGCAGCACGACAUCAUACUGCUAAAUUCUCUGACUCCAGAUGAGAGCUCGCGCUGUCGUUCCGGUCUGUAUUUCCUUGAUGGAGAGCGGCGCGUGGAUUACGUCCUCACCUACCAGAUUAAAAAACCGGGCAGUUCGCGCCGCCACUCGUCCCGGCUCACAGACAACGUGCUCACGCGCAGCCUGCGUCGGGCACGCAGCCCUGAACCAGGCGUCACCGACCACCAUGACGACGACAAGCGAUUCCGGCGCGAGGAGUUCGAGACCAACCUGCGGGAAAUGGGGCUCGAGCUGGAGAGGGACGAGGAUACUAAAACCCCUGGUGUGGGCUUUGUGAAGAUCCAUGCUCCAUGGCAUGUUCUUUGCCGAGAAGCAGAGUUCAUGAAGCUCAAGAUGCCGACGAAAAAAGUGUAUGAGGUGAAGAAAAGUGGAAGCGUUAUGGAGAAAAUCAACACGUUCAUUUAUAAAGUGACGGAUCCUCUGCACCCGAACGUAGAGGAGACCCGGAUAGAGAAGGUGAAGCGCCUUUCGUACCCAUUCUCCAGAGAGAAACAGCACCUGUUUGAUAUGUUGGACAGGGAUUUGUUUUUUGACAGCAAGACAAGAAGUUCAAUCGUGUUUGAGGUUUUAAAAAGGACAAAAUGCACAAAGUCGAAGUUCAGUACAGGAAUAACAAGUCUAUUGGGCAGCGGUGCAUAUCUGGCUGCAUAUCCACUGCACGAUGGUGAGAUAGAGGGAGAAAAUGCACAACCAAAUGACAGGAAACUGCUCUAUGAAGAAUGGGCAAGUUAUAGUGUUUUUUAUAAAUAUCAACCCAUUGGCCUGAUCAGAAAGUACUUUGGGGAAAAGAUCGGUCUGUACUUUGCCUGGCUGGGAGUUUACACUCAAAUGCUGAUCCCUGCGUCUCUGGUGGGAGUCUUUGUGUUUCUGUAUGGCUGCGUUACCGUUGAUGAUGACAUCCCCAGUAUGGAGAUCUGUGAUGGCAGGAGAAACAUCACCAUGUGUCCUCUAUGUGAUGGAGUUUGUGGCUUCUGGAAUCUGAGCACAGCGUGUGGAACAGCGAGAGCUAGUCACCUGUUCGACAAUCCAGCCACUGUCUUCUUCUCCAUCUUCAUGGCCCUAUGGGCGGCUUUCUUCAUGGAGCAUUGGAAGCGGAGGCAGAUGCGUUUAAACUAUGAAUGGGACCUGACAGGAUUUGAGGAGGAGGAGGAAGCACAGAAGGAUCACCCGAGAGCUGAGUAUGAGUUCAGAGUUGUGCAGAAAUCAAUCAAGAAAGAACAGAACAAGUCCAAAAAGACAGAGAAAGAGAAGUUGACAUGUAAAGACAGAUGUCCUGCUUAUAUGACAAACUUGGUGAUGAUGCUUUUAAUGAUCGGUGUGACAUUUGCGAUCGUCUUUGGUGUGAUUUUGUACCGUAUUUCCACCACAUGGGCACUGCACAUGAGCUCAAACCCAACGACACGCUCCAACGUUCGUCUCACUGUUAAAGCCACAGCAGCCAUCAUCAACCUAGUGGUCAUUCUCAUCCUGGAUGAGGUGUAUGGUGCUGUAGCUCACUGGCUAACUACACUUGAAGUGCCAAAAACAGACAAAAGCUUUGAGGAACGUCUGAUCUUCAAAACAUUUAUCCUGAAGUUUUUUAAUGCAUUUACUCCUAUUAUAUACAUCGCCUUCUUCAGAGGGAGGCUUGUUGGUCGUCCUGGCAGCUAUAUUUAUGUCUUUCAGUCUUACCGCAUGGAGGAGUGUGCGCAUGGUGGUUGUCUGAUGGAGCUCUGCAUACAGCUUAGUAUUACCAUGUUGGGAAAACAACUAAUUCAAAACAACCUGUUUGAGAUCGGCAUUCCUAAACUGAAGAAGCUGAUUCGUUACAUUAAGUCUAAACGCAGUGCGUUUCAGGAGGAGGAGCGAGAGAAAACCCUGCAGCACUACGAGACCGACUUUUUCCUUGAACCUUUUUCAGGCCUCACACCAGAGUACAUGGAGAUGAUUAUCCAAUUUGGUUUUGUGACGCUGUUUGUGGCAUCAUUUCCGUUGGCACCACUUUUUGCUCUGCUCAACAACAUUAUUGAAAUACGUCUUGAUGCGAAAAAGUUUGUAGCAGAGAUCCGGAGGCCUGUGGCAGCGCGAGCAAAAGACAUUGGUAUCUGGUACAACAUUCUCCGAGGUGUCGCAAAAAUUGCAGUUAUUGUCAAUGCCUUUGUCAUCUCCUUCACCUCUGACUUCAUCCCUCGCCUGGUGUAUCUGUACAUGUACAGUACUGAUGGCUCCAUGCAUGGCUUUGUUAAUCACACACUCUCACACUUUAAUGUCAGUCACUUCCAGAACGGUACAGGACCUGUCAGCUCGCUCUAUGCUGGCUCUCAAGUGGAAAUCUGCAGGUAUAAAGACUACAGAGAACCUCCAUGGUCGUUGACUCCGUAUCAGGUCUCUAAAGAAUUUUGGGUUGUUUUAGCUGCGAGACUCGCCUUCGUUAUCGUCUUUCAGAAUGUGGUGAUGCUGAUGAGCGACAUUGUGGACUGGAUCAUACCAGACAUCCCUAAAGACAUCAGCAUUCAGAUCCAUAAAGAAAAGAUCCUGAUGGUGGAUCUGUUCAUGAAGGAGGAGAAGGGGAAGAACCUGACUGCUGGAGAUGACAAAGCAAACCAAAACAAUCUGAAACACAGUCCUGUCCUUCACCCAAGACCGCUCACACACACUCAGAGCAACUGCUACUAGUGUGUGUGUGUGUGUGUGUGUGUGUGUGUGUGUGUGUGUGUGUGUGUCAUGACAUUCCACAAAUUACACAUUAAUCAUUUGUUGAUUUUGAGGGUUUUUUAUUUAUAAAAUACAAUAUUGAAGUUAACAUGAAAAUAACUGUGUGAAAAUCUGAACAGAAUCAAAUUAAAAGGUUUUCUGUAACAGGUAACAUUCAGUGGUUGUCAUGGUUACUGGAUGUUCCUGUCAUACAGCUCAAAUUUAUGAACAUAAGUAAUAAAAUAUUUUUUACUUUACAUGAUGCUAUUUUACUCGGCUAGCGAGUUGCCAUGUUGGCAAAGGAAAGUAAAAACAGGUUAGAACUAAGUUGUAAAAGGCCAAGAGUCCUGGACUAAAGUACAAGUUUAAAUCUUUAGUACAAACAGUAUAGUUUACAGAAAAUCUAGACCUCAACAAGUCAAAUUAAUUCUUGUUAAAACAAAGUCCUCACUUCACAUUGAACUAAAGCUACACCGUGGACCAUGAAACUUAUUUCUCUGUUUAUUUCUAUAUUAUCAAUUUUUACUAUUUAACCAAACAUCUGUUCACAUCUGCUUCAUAAACAUUGGAGCUUGUACUAUUGGCCUUUUUUGAUAUUUUAAUUUAAAUGGAGCUUAUGCUUAGCAACUUCCUCUAAGUAAAAGUGAGGUGUUUAUGUUUAGGUAAAUAUUUAGUUAAUACAAUGAUCCAGAGGUGUAAUAAGUGCCAGAUGUUUGAGUUUCAAACCAGAAACAGGGCAGAGUUUAAUUUCUAUAACAGAAUCAGAGACCGUAUGCAAACAGCCACGAAUAAAAUGUCCACGAUAUGAAAUGUAGAGACAGGUUUAUUGUUUGAAAUUGGCUUUUUAUUCUUUUACAGUGAGGCUAAAGACAGUGAGAGAGAUGAAUCUUAUAAUUAUGUAAAUCACACGUUUCAUAUGAGUCUGUAUUAACUCUGCUACACAUGUACUUGUAUAUUCUACUAAACACGUCUAAAGUUCAAAUCCACCAGUGUGAAUAUUGGCAGCUAUUGUGGAUUUUUUUAGGUCUAAAACAUUUUAUUAUAAUUAUGGCUGUAUUCAAAAAGAUCGCUAAUUUUAUAUAAGAAGUACGAUAAUAACCUUUACUUCAAAAUUAGCUAUCGUAGGAAUGUGUAGCCACAUUUAAAUCUGUAAUUGCUCUUACAAAAUGUUUGUUUGAUUAUUGUACAAAUGAAUGUUUGUCUAGUUUGUAUUUGAGUGGAGCAGUUAUUCAUUAUUUACUUAUAUCAUUGUUACUGUUAUGGAAAAAAGGCUUUUAACAAAUGUUUUUAUUUAUUUAUUAUUGUUAUUGUUAUUAUUAUUAUUAUUAUUAUUAUUAUUAUUAUUAUUAUUAUUAUUAUUCAUUAUAAUUAUCAACAAAAGUAACAUUGAAUUGUACCUUUAUAUUUUAGGCCAAACCAUGAUGGAUGAUGUGGAUCUUUUAGUUUUGGAGUAAAAUUCCAAGGAUCAGUUAGUUGAUAUAAAAUGUAUUUUUUUCUUUUCAUUCUUAUUUUAAGAUUAUUUAUGUUUACAGAUUUGCCUGUAACGGUUCUGAAGUGAUUAUAACAACAUUUCUUGCUCUGAUUGCCUUAUCACAAAAACCCAGUGUAUGUUAGGGCUCUUUUAUAGUACAGUACACUUUAUAGUACAGUACACUUUGUAGUACAGAACACUUUGUAGUACAGAACACUUCAUAACGUCAUCAUUGAGAAUUAAUCUUGUAAUUAUAGAAUUCUAUAAUAGACACAAUAUAAACAUUUGUAGUAAAAUUACAAAUAAAGCCUAAAACUAAGUGUUGUCUUCUGGACUGUAUGUUAAACUGUACUGCCGAUAUGACCGUGGUGUUUUACUGUAAAACCUUCAGCUACUGUAGCCACAAUAACAGCCAUAAUGAUUCAUUCUUUCACUGAAAUUAAAGGUAAAUUAAACUGAUUAUUAGAAGAACGAAUGACCAAUUAGUCAUGCUACUGCACCACACAUUUUUCACUGGUAAAUGAAACCUCACACCGUCUGCUAACAAGCACACAUUAAAAAAUGGUUGCACAUGCUCAGAUCUGCCACCUGCAUGCUUUAUUAAAUGAAACACAGCGAAUAAUUCGGCUUCAAAUACAUAUUCCUUAAAUGAUUCCUUCAUGUGUUCGCUCUUUAAUAAAAGUGAUAAAAGUGCAAAGGAUGAGCAUAAAGGAAGGAGAAAGAUUUGUGCAGCCAAACUGCAGAAAAUAACAAAGUUUUUCUACAAACAAACAAACAAAGAAUUGCAAAAAAAUUUUUUUAUAAUUUUUUAUAGCACUUUUAACAAUGGACAUUGUCUCUGUCAGGAUCCAGAUGGACUCUGGCCAUGUGCUUUUGUUUAUGUU